UUGAGUACAAUUUAGAUAAAGUAAUGAAAUGAAUAGUAGUAAAAAACUGUGGUGAAUAUAAUGAAUAUUAAUAAACAAUAGUAUAAAAAUAUAAUUUUAUAAUAUUACUAUAAUCAUUGCAAACAGAUAUUUUUCAUUAUUAAUUUAGAUCAAAGUAGGUGAAUUUAAAUUUCAAAUCGACAAUGAUUGAAAUAAUUGCAUACGUAAUUGUUGUGGUUUUUGUGGUGAUAUGGUGUUACUUCAAAUGGCAUAACAGGCGCUUUGAAAAAUUUGCUGCUAGAAUGCCGGGGCCUCCAGCGUAUCCGAUUAUAGGAACAGCAUAUAAAUUUAUCGGAUCAUCAGAACAGAUCAUGACCAAAAUAAUUGAGUUGGCGACAGAAUUUAAUCAAUUGCCAUUUACACUAUGGUUAGGACCAUAUUUCGCAGUUGCCGUUAGUCACCCAGAAGACCUACAAAUUGUUUUAAAUAAUUCAAAGGCUCUUAAAAAAGACAAAAUGUACGAUUUUUUCAAGAAUGCUGUGGGUGAAGGUUUGUUUACUGCACCGGUUGACAAAUGGCGGAGACAUCGUCGCAUGAUAACUCCUGCUUUUAAUGUCAAUCUUUUAAAACAGUUUUUCCCUGUAUUUAACGAAAAAAACAAAAUUCUUAUCAGGAAUGUUACGAAGGAAUUAAAUAAAACUGAAAAGUUCGAUCUCUGGCACUAUAUUGCACCAGCUGCUCUUGAUACUAUUUGUAAAACCACUAUGGGUUACAAUCUUGACACUCAAUCAAACAAUGAUGAAUGUGAUUUCGGCGAAGCAAUUGUAAAAGUAACAGAGUUAGACGCGAUGCGAAUUUACAAGCCAUGGUUCUACCCAGAAAUUUUGUUUUCAAUGUAUUUAAAACUCACAGGACUGCAAAAGAUAUUCGAAACAAUUGAACAAUUUCCAUUACAAGUUAUCAAGGAAAAGAAAGCUGAAUUCGACCAAAGAACAAAAGCAACUAAUGAUAAAGCAGACGUAACCAACAAUGACGAUGAAAAAUAUUCAAAACUAUUUUUGGACAUAUUGUUUGAACUGAAAGAAAAUGGUGGAAACUUCUCAGAUUCCGAUAUUAGGGAUGAGGUGGUAACGAUGAUGACUGGGGGCAGUGAAACCAGCGCUAUCACAAUCUGUUUUUGUCUUUUGAUGUUAGCUAUAGAUCAAGAUAUACAAGAUAAAGUAUACGAUGAAAUUUACGAUAUAUUUGGGGAAAGUGACCAUAUAAUAACUUUUGAAGACACUACUAGACUAGUGUAUUUGGAACAAGUGUUAAGAGAAACUCUUCGGUUAUACCCUGUAGGACCAUUGUUACUCAGAGAAAUUGAAGAAGAUCUUAAAAUAUUUUCAAACGAUUACGUACUGCCAAAAGGAACAACGUGUGUUAUAAGCUCAAUAGCCACACAUCAUAGUCCUGAUUUGUACCCAAAUCCUUGGUCUUUUAAUCCUGAAAACUUCAGCCCAGAAAAUGUCGCUAAACGCCAUAGAUAUAGCUUUAUUGCUUUUAGUGGUGGUCCAAGGGGUUGCAUAGGAUCCAAAUAUGCCAUGUUGUCGAUGAAAGUCACUGUGUCAACAUUUUUACGACACUUCAGCGUGCAUACAGACAUCAAGUUAACAGACAUUAAGUUAAAGUUAGGUUUGUUGAUGAGAAGUGUUCACGGUUAUCCUGUUACAAUUCGACCACGAGACAAAAGACCAACAUAUUAUUCUAUGCGAAAUCAAAACAAGCAAGGAUAAUGCGCAGUUCAUUAAUAUGAUUAGUUUAUUUUAAACACUUUUGAGUUAUCUAGAUAUAUGUUUUAAUAUGAGUGUAUCAUGUUUAUUAAUACAAGGUAGCUGGGUGAAGGAGAAUACAAUGCUAAUUAAUGUUUAUUUAGAAGCUUAAAUUGUGUAUUAAAAAUUUAUAUUAAAUUAGUAUAUUUGAUCAAUAAAAAAAAAAAUUGUAAAAACUUAAUUAAAAUACUUAUAUUUAUUUUUAAUAUCGGAAAAAUAUAUUAUUUUAAGUUUUUUUGUGACUGUAGUCAUCGAAUAUUGCGUUGAGAUUAUAUAAUGUUUGUUAUCAUUUUAUACUCAAAUAAUAUAUAGCUGUAAGUUGUACACUAUAACACUAUAAUGUUAAAUGUUUUGUAAUCCAACCGUUCGCCAUAGACAUGACCUGUGUAAAAAAAUCGUGACUGGGUGAAUUUUAAUUUUAUAACAAUUUAUUUUUUGUGUUUUUUUAUAUACACAAAUACAAAAAUACAAACCAAACUUAUUUUAUGUCUA
Messenger RNA from Metopolophium dirhodum (rose-grain aphid), 2282 nucleotides. Its product is annotated as cytochrome P450 4C1-like. Lineage: Eukaryota; Metazoa; Arthropoda; Insecta; Hemiptera; Aphididae. Bases 183 to 1754 code for a protein of 523 amino acids. Gene Ontology annotation, molecular function: oxidoreductase activity, acting on paired donors, with incorporation or reduction of molecular oxygen; monooxygenase activity; heme binding. The transcript is spliced from 13 exons. The record is from RefSeq and is a predicted model, not a curated record.